AUCGCAAUAUAACAAAAUUUGAAUUUAGGGGAAAAUCCCCUAACCUAAUAAUUCUGGCGGUUGUAUUCCCCUGUUCCCCCUCGCCAAUCGCUGCGCCGAUUCCCCAGGCGCGCGCCCGCUGAUAGCCAGGCAGUUUCACGUGUUACGUGUACAAAAAUCGUGUGGUGUGCUGACGAGUUGACGACGUGAUCGCGUACGCGGGCACGAUGUGCAGGUAACAUUGCCGCGCAUUGGUGCGACAUGCAAUGGUGAAGCGGGCAGGACUGGGUAGCGGCGUGUUUACAGCUGCGAGGUCUUGGUGGUGCGAAGGAAGGAACGCGGGCGUGAGAUCGCCGACAAUCAAUGCCAAUGGCCUACGAAGCGUUAUGGCACGAAUACAUGCAGAUGCCCGUGGUGACGCGGGCCUAUACCACAGCUUGUGUCAUCACGACCCUCGCCGUGCAAUUAGACUUGGUAUCCCCGUUUCAACUAUAUUUCAAUCCUAUCCUUAUUGUGGAGCAGUAUCAGAUAUGGCGAUUAAUAACAACAUUCCUGUUCUUUGGAAAUGUUGGAUUCAACUUAUUGUUCAAUAUGAUCUUCACAUAUCGAUAUUGCCGUAUGUUGGAGGAGGGAUCCUUUCGCAGGAGAACAGCUGAUUUUGUGAUGAUGUUUAUCUUUGGUGGAAUAUGCAUGAUUAUUUUUGCAUUCUUCAUCAAUUUGCUGUUCCUGGGACAUGCAUUCACAAUAAUGUUGGUGUACGUGUGGUCACGACGAAAUCCUUUUGUUAGGAUGAACUUCUUUGGACUUUUAAACUUCCAAGCUCCAUAUUUACCAUGGGUACUGUUAGGCUUCUCUGUAUUGCUCGGUAAUACGAUUUGGGUCGAUCUUGUGGGAAUGGCGGUAGGACAUACUUACUAUUUCGCAGAGGAUGUAUUUCCCAGGUUAAGAGGUGGUUUCCGAAUUUUGAAAACGCCACAAAUACUUAAGACUCUGUUUGAUGCACAUCCCGAGGAUCCCGAUUAUAUGCCGCCACCAGAAGACCGGCCAGGCGGCUUCAAUUGGGGACAAGAAGCCAACGUGCAAUGAUCGAGAAAUUCAGCAUUCUUUUCCCAAUGCUGUUUUUGUGUCGAAUUGCCCUAGGAUGUUGCGGAAGUGCGCGUCUCCAUCAUUGCUCCUUUGGAGCUAUCAACAAUUUAGUGCCCGAAUUUGUAUGCAAAGAAUAAUGAAGCGAACGUAAAUAAUAAUAUACAGAGUGUAUAAGGAAUCAAGCAAUUUCGCUCUAUUAAAGAUCUCCCGAAAAGCUUGAAGCUAAUAUUUUUUUAAGCGAAAUUCGGUAGACACCAAAUUAAAGAUUUUAUUAAAAAAUUAAGAUUUAUGAUAGUCGACAAUAACAAUUAGAUUGUCGUCGAAGAUAAACCAACUUUAAAGAAUUUGUGGAUAAAAGGAUACGAGUAUUUAUACACUCUGCAUAUAAACGAAAAAGUUAGAAAUAUGCACCUAACAUCAGUAAAUUUAUUAUUGAUUUCUUUUCCAUUUGCACAUUCGUACGUGUUUGAUACUUAUUACAGAAUCCAAUGCUGUUGCUUCUGUCGAUAAUAUUAACUUUUUGGAAGCCAAGUGUUGCGCUUCUAGCGCUAUUACCGAAAUUAUGAUAAAUUAAAUUGCUCUAUUCAAAAUACAAGACGCUACAAACUUAUAUUUUGUUUCCAAUCAGAUUCUCCAACAAGUUUAAAAUGAGUUAAUCAUAAAAAAAUUAGUAAUUUUAAUUAUUAUAGAUGUUAAUCCAAGCUGUUUAUAUACGAAAUUCUAAUAUCGUGUAUAGUAGCUUGUUUCCUAAAUAUUGUAAUUAUAGCAAAAAAUUUUAGAAUAACAAGUAUUAAAUUUGCGCAAAUUAUUUGUGGAAUUCAUAAUUCUCCAAUUCGAUAGAAAUAGCAUUUUAAUCCAUGCGAGUGCAACUGAAUUGGCAUUCCGAGGGUUAAACCUAUUUGUCAGUGAAUAUAAACUUUCGGUUUAGUAUGAGGUUAAUGUAAUUUUUCACUCGCGAGUUAAUUAGAUUUGUCGUAUCGAAAGUGUCACUUUUGUAAGAUAUUUGCGAUUGGUAGUAAUUUUGUGAUAUACUAACCGUGCUCAUUGCAAGUAUCGAUGGGAAAAAGUGAGAAAGAGAGAGAGAAAGAGACCGAAAAAAUGCCAUUGUGCAAAGGAGACUAUUUUAAAGUGUACUAAAGCAUUUAUUUAUAUUUAUUAUCAUAGCUAAAUGUAAUCUAGGCAACAUCUACAAAGUACAAAUCGUUAAAUAUAAACUAAAGAAAUAAUAUAUAUACAUUUCCCACACUUUGUUCAUAUGUGUAUAUUGUGUAUUAUAUGAAUACAACAGAAAGACUUACAUUGAUUAUAGUUAAUAACUGCGCAACUUACAUUGAUUAUAGUUAAUGUCGCUCUUCUGUUAUUUUUUUCAUCGUAAU
Molecule: messenger RNA, 2441 nt
Organism: Monomorium pharaonis (pharaoh ant)
Lineage: Eukaryota; Metazoa; Arthropoda; Insecta; Hymenoptera; Formicidae
Gene: Der-2
Product: derlin-2
Exons: 6
Coding region: 343-1065 (240 amino acids)
Biological process (GO): endoplasmic reticulum unfolded protein response
Cellular component (GO): Hrd1p ubiquitin ligase ERAD-L complex; endoplasmic reticulum membrane
Molecular function (GO): ubiquitin-specific protease binding; misfolded protein binding
Source: RefSeq, a predicted model, not a curated record